This is a messenger RNA of Cornus florida, 2642 nucleotides long. RefSeq lists its product as uncharacterized. NCBI's taxonomy places the organism in Eukaryota, Viridiplantae, Streptophyta, Magnoliopsida, Cornales, Cornaceae. Gene Ontology annotation, biological process: positive regulation of transcription by RNA polymerase II. The record is from RefSeq and is a predicted model, not a curated record. Gene Ontology annotation, molecular function: metal ion binding; transcription cis-regulatory region binding. The coding region runs from base 150 to 2432 and encodes 760 amino acids. The transcript has 9 exons.
GGGAAUGGGAGGGAUUGGUAUUUAAUUGAAGAUCUGAUAGAUUGUAUCGAAGAUGUUAUUGUUUUGUUUGGCCAAACGAAACGAAAUUGCUUAUCUGAACUAAACCUUCCUUCCUAUUCCUGCCUCAAAAGUCCCUUGGCGAAAUUUUGAUGUCCAUCUUGCCCUCCUCGCAAAAUCAAGCUUCAACAUCGUCGUCUUCAUCGUCCAAGUCUCCUUCUCAAAACCCUAAUUCCGAUAAUGGACUCCUCAUCUUUCGACAACUGCAACUCUCCUCUGACUCCCUUCCCCAACAAACUCAAACCAUGCAGAUCUCUAAUUCUCCAUCGUCUGUUGAUUUGUCCCACAACAUUACAGGACCGAUGGCUUCAACUGCGAAAGAUUCUGGUGGAUCUUCCAAAAAGGUGAAUGAAUCUGUCAAACCCAAUUGUAAGAGAAGCUUGGCUCACCAAAACAGUGGCACAAAGCCUUCUGUUGGCCGAGGAGGGACUGGAUCUGCCCAACGUAGUGAGGAACUGUUCGGAACCAUUGCUCCCUCACAAAGUCAACAGACUUCUGGGUCUAGCUGUUGUCAAGGGCGCACUAUGCAUUCAGCCGGCAGAAAGACACAGAUUGUGAACGGUAAUCAUUUGCUUAAUUUUCGUUAUGACCCUAUUUCUCGUCCACAACCAAGGGCUCCUCCUCCAAGAAGACAGCAGAAGAGAAAGCCUUACAACAAAGAUUUGUUCCUUCAAGCAAAUUAUAAAUUUGUUAUGUUGCAUUCUGGAAACUAUGCACCUGAUUCAAUGGAUCCAGAUAAAACGUUACAGUGGGAGGAUAUUGUCUGUGUCAAGUACUCCACCCCGUUUCCGGUACAGUGUCCAAUAUGUUUGGAAGAUCCACUUUGUCCACAGAUAACUUCAUGUGGUCACAUUUUUUGCUUCCCAUGUAUUCUCCAGUACUUUUUAAUGGGCGAAGAGGAUCGUAAACUUGAAGGCUGGAAAAAGUGUCCCUUGUGUUUUAUGAUGACAUCUUCAAAGGAUCUGUACACCAUCUAUAUUGAGAAUGUUAAACAGCAUUGCAUAGGUGAUGUUGUAGACUUUAUACUUUUAACCCGCCAAAAAGAUUCAUUUACGUUAUCUUUGAAAAACAAACAAGAGAUGGAUGCCAAUGAGGAAAUGAAUGAUUCCUUUUCCAAGUUUACUUUUACAACAGAUGUGGACCUGUCAGUUAGAAAAGCCAUAUCAGACCUUGAUAGUUGGUUAGCUAGAGCGGAUUCAGGGCUUGUGGAUGACCUAGAGAAACUUCCAUAUAUUUGUGCUGCAAUGGAACAAUUAGAGCAGAGGAAGAAGUAUUGGAAUGAGCAUGGUGUUGAUAAUGGCAAUAAGGAGUGUAAAUAUGGUGAUUGUCAGACAAGAUCUCAUGUAUAUCCACCAUCCGCAAAUGCUACUAAUGCUGAUCAUGAAGCGCCUGACUUCCUUUGGGGAACACUCUCUACUAAUGUCAAUGACAAAUUAAAGUGUUUAGGGAGCCCAAUUACAAAUAAGUUAGAUGGAGAGCCUUCUUUGGAUAAAACUGCAUAUGUUGUUGAAGCAUCAGAAGACCAGGAUGGAGUUUUAUCUUCUUCAUACGAUGAUAGCAAGAAUAUGCAAAGCAAUUCCAGUGGUUUUAGGGAUAGAAAGGACAGGGAUUCAUACAAUUUCUACCAGGCAGUUGAUGGUCAGCACCUCAUCCUUCAUCCGUUGAACAUGAAGUGUCUUCUACGCCAUUAUGGGAGCUAUGAGAUGCUUCCACACAGAAUUAGUGGAAAGAUUUUGCAGUUGGAGACAGUGACUCAAUCAGAGGCCAUGCGGAGGCGCUAUCGUUACCUAAGCCAUUUUUCUUUGACAACAACAUUUCAGCUUUGUGAAAUUGGUCUCAGCGAGAUAUUGCCUCCUGAUGCCUUUUCUCCAUUUAUGGAUGAAAUAAAAAAUCGGGAAAAGCAGAGGAAGCGGGUUGCCAGAAAGGAACGGGAGGAGAAGAUCAAGGCUGAAGUUGCUGCCACACAUUGUGUCCCGGUACCAUUUAAUUUUGCACAGUCCUCUCAUGAUGAUCCCCCAACUUUCUCUGUGGAUGACUUUGAAGCUUUGGGAAGUUGCCCUGUAACAUCAUCAAGUCCUCCAACUGUUGGAGAAAGGAAACUGUUCUCAAACAUUGCAAGGCUUGGUUUCGCUGCUGGGCAUGAUUCUCCAGCUUUGAAAGUUGAGGAAGCUCAUUUGCUUCCUAUAAUUCGUGGUGCAAGUGAUUCUUCUAAUGUAACCGGAAUGAGAAACGCAGGCACGCCAUCAUUUGCCAAUAUAAUAUCCAGAGCAAAAUCUGUUGAAGGUGAAGAUGUAUCAAAGAUGAAUGAGGUUGGAAAGAAGGGGAAAAAAUCAAGUCGAGUACUCCUGUCAACGGCUGGUGGUCGGCGCUACUGAAAACUUCAGGUCGAACGCCCUUGAAUGGAGCCUGUUUGACCGUUUAGAUGGCGUCAGUGAAUGAAUUCAUAUAUGAUCUCUGUAAUUGGAUAGGGAACUCUGGUGGCUAAUAUAUUCUGUAUACUCUUUUCCUAUUUGUAACUGAGCUGUUUAUAAAGUAAUGGGACAAUAAGUACACUUAUGGGUGGUGCGUGUGUUUUUUUUUUUUUU